AGAUUUUGUUAGGUGACGGCAAAGGUAUGGUGAACUACGUCUACUUCGUAUUGUCGGGUACAUGUCGGCUUAUCGAACACAUGUUAAUUCUAGAAGAAAAACAUUACGGCAAAAUGACGUAUCAGUUAUAUGAUCCGGAUAAAUUAAAUACACCGCGGCGGAGCAGUAAAAGACUCAGCCGGAAAUCAAAUGGAGAAAUUAAUUUUCUAAACAAACCUGAAGAAAUUCCGGAGGUUAAAGAAUUUACUAAAAAAUUGCUGUCACAAAAAAUAAAAAAUCCUAUGGACUGUGACCGAGACAGUACUAUUACAGCAACAUUACAAGAUGUAGUAAACCAGUGGCAUGAAAUAACGGACGUUACAACAGCUUUGAUGCGCAAACCUUCAAAUUUAUCCGACCAAAUUUAUCCAGAAGCAGUUCGAACUAUUUUUAUCCAAAUAUCCGAGUUCCAUCGUGGCGCUUGUUUUGGUCUUGGUGAAGAAAUGCGAAAUCGACGUAUAGUAUCAACAACACCCGUACGCUGUUUAUUGAUUCCCCGUUACUGGUUGCUCGAGCACAACCACGCAAAUAUUUGGCAGCGAGUCAAAGUAUUUAUGAAUUCAAAAUACCCGACGAGAGAUAAACUGUUUCAACAGUUCAUUACAAACAAGAAAUGGAUGGAGUACAAGAAACAGUUGCUUGAUGACGUCAUAAGAAGAACCAAGAAGUCGUGUAAUAAUACGACUAUUCACGACGUUCCUUAUUCGAUUCGGAUAAAUUCGACCUACAAUUCUUAA
Cotesia congregata is the source of this 776-nucleotide messenger RNA. Lineage: Eukaryota; Metazoa; Arthropoda; Insecta; Hymenoptera; Braconidae. The record is from the annotation of a GenBank genome assembly.